GCCCUUUUCUUAUUUUACAUCCGAGCUCCCCACUGCAGCAAGUCACUGUAUUAUGUCAGUAAUAACGAUAUAGGGCGGAGUGUGUGCAUUGUACGACUACUGUCUCAACACUGCGAACACACUGAAGUGUUUGUCAUCAGUUCAGUCUGAACAGUUAAGUCUUGCUUAACUGUCAACUGGUCCCAAGACGGUUUACACUGGACUCGUGUCUCGUGUUUGGAAAGACGGUAGAUGAUGGUCGUGUUGUUGUUGCUGGUUGCCUUUGUUUGUAUGGGCCUCUCCCACGGCAGUCAUGAGGAGAAGUACUAUGGGGACACCAUUUACAUUCGGCUGCUCAGGAAGCCUGACUUCGUUGAGUUCAGCCCCAACGACAACUCAAACGUGACGAUCUUGUGGAAACAGGGUGAUCGUUCAGUCACGUUGGACAAAAAGUUUAAAAUGACAGCCAGCUACUUUAGAAUAUCUCAUUUAACUCAGAAAGACAGUGGUCGCUACACAAUGAGAGACAAAGAUCUGAAAGAAAUAUCCAACUACACACUUGAAGUAAAAGCAACCGCAUUGAUAUAUUAUCGGAAAACUGGUGACCACUUCACCUUCAACUAUGGUCUGGAACCAAACUCCUGCAACAUUUACUUCUUCCCAGAAAGCGACCGUCAGCCGAGAAAGUUGAAGAAUACGAUAGUUCAUCAAGGAAAGCUGCAGGGGGGUUUGAAUGGAUCUGGUUGUACAGGGUUUGAUCUGUUAGGGCCAUGUGGCAUUUCGAAAAAGGUCCUCCAGAUGUCAUGCAGCGGACGCUAUGAGAUCAGAGAUCAGAAUGACAACACAGCCUUCGUGGUGUCAAUGAAAAUGAGUCCACUACCUUACGAGCCAUCUCAUAUUGGUAUUGGGAUUGGUGCUUUCCUCGUCUCACUUUUCUGCUCUUGCGUGAAGUGCUGCUGCUGUGGUAAGAGCAAGUCCGAAGAGAACGGAUCUGAGACUGCUGCUGCUGAACCAGAUGUUCAAUACCAAGAGUAUGACACUGAGCCUGUUGGACCGAGGUCAGGCCAACUCAUUGAUCCCUCUGGGACACAUGACACCGAUCAGCCUUCUUCUACUGUGACUGACCCGCUGGUACGCGAUCAUCCUUUUGUGGAUUUGCCACCAUCUUAUUCUGAGGUUUCAGCUCCAGCAGAGCAGCCAGACGCUCCAACUGUCCCUGUCCACUCUGACCCUGAGCCAACGUUUGAAUUUAAGGGGAUGACCGUUACCUCUGCUCCCCCACUCGGUUCAGAAUCAACUAACUCUGAUGUUUAUACCUCAGACAAACUCAACUUCCUCUGAGAGCCUUGAUUUCUACCUUAGCAUAACCAAUGAGACCGUAGCAAUAAGUGUACAAGAGAGUUUUUCUUAUAAUGUCAAAGUGCCCUUUUAUCCACAUUACCUCUUUCACAGCCAUUUGCAUUUGCAAAGCCUGUUAUUUACAGUAGUUUUGAUGUAUUCUACUCUGUCUCUGAUUGGCUAGGACUCGUUGCCUCCUUCGCAGAAUUUGUUGGCUUUAUAGAUGAUGAUCAAGAUUGGUGGAAGAUUGGGAGAGUUAAUGAUUUCAACUCGGAUGUGGAUGUUUUUAUAACCAUGGCAGCCUUGUGUAGUGCUCUCUUAUAUAAUCACAAUGUCCUGAUUGUGGGAGAAAAUUGUUUUAUGAAAAUGUUGCAAUGCACAUUGCUAUUCAUGAUCCUGA
This is a messenger RNA of Anarrhichthys ocellatus (wolf-eel), 1717 nucleotides long. RefSeq lists its product as uncharacterized. The transcript has 8 exons. Bases 232 to 1320 code for a protein of 362 amino acids. The record is from RefSeq and is a predicted model, not a curated record. Lineage: Eukaryota; Metazoa; Chordata; Actinopteri; Perciformes; Anarhichadidae.